GAUGAUGACGGACGUCAUCGGAACAAUGAAGGGAUCGGAUUGGAAAGUUUUAAUUCUAGAUCAGCUUUCCACAAGAAUGAUAUCUGCAUGUUCGAAAAUGACGGAAAUAAUGUCAGCUGGAAUAACACUUGUUGAAGAUAUUAACAAGAGAAGAGAGCCAUUACCUCAAUUGGAUGCAAUUUACUUAAUUACACCAACUGAAAAAUCUAUCCGCUCCAUGGUUAACGACUUUGUGGACAGCAAUCAACUCUAUAAAUGUGCUCAUAUAUUUUUCACAGAAGCUUGUCCGGAUGAGCUGUUUAACCAACUCUGCAAUUCUGAAAUGGCCAAAAGAAAUUUAAUCAAAACAUGUAAGGAGGUAAACAUCGCCUUCCUACCCUACGAAGGACAAGUUUUCUCGCUGGAUGCACCGGACAUAUUUGAACUAUACUACAGUGGCAAUAAAAGUCAAGCAAGAACCAUAGUUUUUGAGAGAAUAGCCGAGCAAAUAGCAACACUCUGCAGCUGCUUGGGAGAAUACCCAGGCGUUAGAUACAGGCAGGAAUUCGAUAGAAACGGCGAAUUUGCUCAGCUAGUUCAGCAGAAAUUGGAUGCAUAUAAAGCAGAUGAUCCAUCUAUGGGACAAGGUCCACAAAAGGAUCGUUCUCAACUCAUUAUUUUGGAUAGAGGAUUUGAUCCAAUAUCUAUGUUUGUCCAUGAAUUAUCUUUCCAAGCUAUGGCAUAUGAUUUACUUCCCAUUGAUAAUGACGUUUACAAAUACGAAAGUCAAUCCCCGAGUGGUGAAAGUCAUGAAAGAGAAGUAAUAUUGGAUGAAAAUGAUGAUAUGUGGAUGGAGUUGAGACAUCAACAUAUCGCAACUGUUUCUCAAGCAGUGACAAAGAAGUUGAAAGACUUUAGUCAACAAAAAAGAUUUCAACAGGGUAGUAAGGCUCUUAUGAGAGACGUCGCCCAAAUGAUUAAAAAGAUGCCACAAUAUCAGAAAGAGCUGAAUAAAUACGCCACCCACUUCCAUUUAGCGGAAGACUGCAUGAAGCAAUUUAAGAACAUUGAAGAAAUUAUUAAAAUGGAGCAAGAUUUAGCCACAGGAUUUGAUAGUAAUGGUGACAGAAUUCAAGUCCACAAAGAACCACCAAGACCCAUGAUAAUGCAAAUAAUGAACCCUAACGUCAUCCAAAAUGAUAAAAUUCGCUUAAUAAUGCUUUACAUCAUUCUUCGGGGAGGUAUGAAUGAGGAGAAUCUCCGAAAGCUAUUCGAACACGCUAAACUUCCAACGGAAGACAUAAACACAAUAAAAUGUCUGCAAAAUCUAAAUCUUACUGUAAUACAAGAGGGAAAUAGACGUACUGUGAAACAGCAUUAUCAGGCUGUAAAUAGACGAGAAAGAACACAUGAACAGCGAUUCCAAAUGUCUAGAUGGGUUCCCUAUGUCAAAGACAUAAUGGAAGAGGCAAUCGAAGAUAAGCUAGAUCAGAGAAGAUUUCCGUUCUUAAGCAGUGGUCCUCGAAGCAUGAUGGGCGGCAGUGCUCCAAUAAGCGCAAGAUAUGGAAAUUGGCACAAUAAAGCACAAACACCAAAGAGCGGUCCUAGAUUGAUCAUCUUCAUUGUCGGUGGUGUGAUGAUGAACGAAAUGAGAUGCGCAUACGAAGUUACUAAUUACACGGGACGAAAUCGUUCUAAUUGGGAAGUGAUUAUUGGCUCUACUCAUAUAGCAACACCGGCAAUGAUGCUAGAUCACCUACGAAAUCUCUGGUCGUCGUCAAAUGCUGGUGUCUGUACUCCGUAG
Messenger RNA from Dimorphilus gyrociliatus, 1783 nucleotides. The record is from the annotation of a GenBank genome assembly. NCBI's taxonomy places the organism in Eukaryota, Metazoa, Annelida, Polychaeta, Dinophilidae.